CCACUUCCUCGGCCCGCAAUGGAAGUCUUGUCCCAGAUCCAGGCAACGGAAAGGCCAGGGGACCUUCCUGGUCAAUGUCCCGCUUUGGCCCAGUCUCCUCCCUCCGACUCCACCCCACCGGGCACCCCUGUUAUAGGCUGGCCGGUUGCUUUCCUAAGGAGUGACCCAUUCAUGCCCCAAGGCAAGGCCAGAGAGGACCACUCCAUCCCGGCAAACAUGGCAACGAUUCCCUCCUCUGCGCCGCUGAUGCCGCUGAUGCUGCUCUCGGUGAUGCUCCUCGUUCAGGGACACGCGGUGGACGGGGCCUCCCCACAGCAGAGGGGCGUCCACUGCAGGACCAGACCCACGGACCUGGUGUUCCUCAUCGACAGCUCCCGGAGCGUGCGCCCCAACGAGUUCGAGCAAGUCAAGGUCUUCUUGUCCCAGGUCAUCGAGUCCCUGGACGUGGGUCCGAACGCCACUCGCGUGGGCGUGGUCAACUACGCCAGUGCGGUCAAGAGCGAAUUCUCCCUCAAGACGCACCGGACAAAGGCCUCCCUCCUGCAAGCCGUGCGCCGGAUCGAGCCCCUCUCCACCGGCACCAUGACCGGCCUGGCCAUCCAGUUUGCCAUCAACAGGGCCUUCAGCGAGGGCGAAGGAGCCCGGGUGCGAGUGCCGGAGAUUAACAAGGUGGCUAUCAUCGUGACGGACGGGCGUCCCCAGGAUGCGGUGAAGGACGUCGCGGCACGGGCGAGGGCUCUUGGAAUCGAAAUCUUUGCGAUCGGCGUGGGCCGUGUGGAUAUGCACACUUUGCGGCUGAUAGCCAGCCCACCUCUGGAGGAGCACGUGGACUACGUGGAAAGCUACAGCGUCAUUGAGAAGCUGACCAAAAAAUUCCAAGAAGCCUUCUGCGCUGUCUCGGACCUGUGUGCCACUGGAGAUCACGACUGCGCACAAGUCUGUGUCAGUGCCGGGGCUUCGUACAGCUGUGCUUGCAGAGAGGGGUUCACGCUCAACAGUGACGGGAAGACCUGCAAUGCCUGCAGCGGAGGGGCUCCCACCGACCUUGUGUUCCUGAUUGACGGAUCGAAGAGCGUGAGGCCGGAGAACUUUGAGCUGGUGAAGAAGUUCAUCAACCAGAUUGUGGAUUCUCUGGACGUGUCGGACAGAAAUGCGCACGUGGGCCUGGUCCAGUAUUCUAGCUCCGUCAGGCAAGAGUUCCCCCUCGGGCAGUAUAAGGACAAGAAGGACAUCAAGGCGGCCGUGAGGAGGAUGUCCUACAUGGAGAAGGGCACCAUGACCGGGCAGGCCCUGCAGUACCUGGUGGACAGCUCCUUUGCCAUCUCCAGCGGAGCCAGGCCCGGGGUCCCCAAGGUCGCCAUUGUGUUCACCGACGGGCGGUCUCAAGAUUACAUCAAUGACUCUGCCAAGAAAGCCAAGGAACUAGGUUACAAAAUGUUUGCUGUCGGAGUAGGCAAUGCGGUCGAGGAUGAGCUUAAAGAAAUUGCCUCCGAACCGGUGGCAGAGCAUUAUUUCUACACCGCUGAUUUCAGAACCAUCAACCAAAUUGGGAAGAAACUACAAAAUAAGAUCUGUGUUGAAGAAGAUCCCUGUGAAUGCAAAGCCAUUGUGAAGUUCCAGACGAAGGUAGACAACCUCAUAAAGGCACUGACACGGAAAUUGGAAGCUGUGACAAAAAAGCUUGCGGCAUUAGAAAACAGGAUCACGGUCUGAAACACAGGACACUUUGAUUCCUUUGCCACCUAAAAUACACCGACCAGGAGACUCUGACUGUGGCAGCUCUUCUUCGGUGCUGUUACCCUUGGCUGUUCCAACCGCCGUUGUUUUGCGAGGGGGAAAUGUAUAAUAGUAGUAAUGUAACAGUAAAGCACUAGAGGUUGUGUACCAAACUAUACUGAAAAUACUUUGCAUCAUAGGAUAUGCAUAUGUUAAAUGCCCGGAGAAUGGGUUUAAAGUAAAACCUCACAUAGAGACCGAGAAUGUUUCAAUAACGUCUUUUUGUGAGUUCUAUGAAUGUUCGCUCGGUUCUUUUGCAUUUUUCCGUGUAUACCCUCAUUGUUUUUUUUAAGGAACUGAAUUGGACUCAUAUGACUUAGAAGUGAAUAUUUCUUUCCUAAGAUCAACACAAUAUAUAAUUUAUGCUAGAGCAUUUAUCAAUAAGUAGAUCAAAUAAUUAUGGAUAAUUUUGUCAAUAAGUAGAAUAAAACAAGUGCCGCGUACAGGGUAAGAGGUGCGUAUAUCUCCAAAAAUCAUGGUCAAGUUUUCUGCUCAUCAACAAGGCUCAAGUCGGGUUUUGUACAAUGAACAUACUCAUGGACUCUUGGGAUUUCAUUCCUUUUUAAAUCCGUGCCCAAUGUUAUCAGCAACCAAAUCUAAAAUGACCAAAGGCUUCGUAAACAAGACACACAGUGCAGGUCACUACCGACUAGUGAAGGAGACUCUGGUCGUCGUCCUUAGAAUGGAACCACAGAUACAUCCUUUUUUGGUCAUAGAUUAAGGCCGUCUGUAUUUAGAUUAUACUGAAGUCCUGGGUCAGCAUAGACACAAUCCAGGAUCUCCAACAUUCACAAUGAAAAUCCCCUGAUUGUGGGGAACAACCCUCAAGACGUCGUCAUACGCCGUUCGCCUUUGCUUCAUUUGGUAAGGGUUUAUAACAGACUAUUUAUACUUGCAAAUAUGUAAAGGAGUUUUUGGAAUAGCAGAAUAUUCAAAAAUUCCAUAGUAAAAUAUAUAUUUUUGUGCGUAGAAGAAAUAAAGUUCAAUAAAAAUAACAGCUAUGGCAUUUGGCUAGCAUUUACAUGAUGUGGACUGUUUAACUGAUUUAAUGACUAAUGAUUUAUGUAAGUUGGAGGAAACUGUGCAUGUGGAAAGAUUGAAUUAAUCAGUAAAAUCUCAUUGUUUGUUAGCCUUCUGCGCAUGCUUGUAAAAUGCUAUAAUUGGAGGACCACCCCAACAGGAACGCGUGGCAGUUUAUUCUCUGUCGCAGCUGGACUGUCACCUGCUCUUGGCCAAUAGUAAACUAUCUUGAAAUCA
This is a messenger RNA of Anolis carolinensis (green anole), 3033 nucleotides long. It is a transcript of the gene matn1, whose product is annotated as matrilin 1. The record is from RefSeq and is a predicted model, not a curated record. The transcript is spliced from 8 exons. Lineage: Eukaryota; Metazoa; Chordata; Lepidosauria; Squamata; Anolidae. The coding region runs from base 19 to 1713 and encodes 564 amino acids.